AGCCUGGGUUAAAAGCAGAGGGGAAGAAAAAGUAGGGGAAAGUAGGAGCAGUGGAACACUGUGUUGGAAAAUAUUCUACAACCCGGGAUUGGACAAGGAAGUCACGAUGAAGCUGUUUUGCCUGUUGCUGCUGCUGGCUAGUUACACUGCUGCCGUCCCUCUGGAGUCCUCAGGUAGAGAUGAGUACCCCACCCUGCCUUCCCAGGUCCUCACCACAGCACUGAGCCCAACUGAGGCAAAGUCUCGCUUUGCCAUGCUGGAUGACGUUCGUCUCCUCGCAAACGGCCUCCUUCAGCUAGGCCAGAGUUUACGUGAGUUUGUCCAUAAGACAAAGGGCCAAAUCAAUGACAUCUUCCAAAAGUUGAACAUUUUCGAUCGCUCUUUCUACCAGCUCUCGGUGGUCACGUCUGAGAUCAAGGAGGAAGAGGAAGAGCUGAAGAAGACCACAAAUUUCUUAAAGACCAACAAUGAGGAGAUCAGGAACCUGUCGCUGGAAAUCAACUCUAAGAUCAACGGCAUCCUUCAGGAGCGCACACAGCUACAGAGCAAGGUGGGGAGCCUCGAGGAGCGGCUGAAGGGACUGUCAGAGAGUAUUAUCCCUGCUGACCAGCUUAGUGAAAUCACAGCCCUCAAGGAAGUCAUUGAAUCUCAAGAGAAAACAAUCACCAGUCUGCUGAAAGCUGUGAAGGAGCAGCACGAUCAGCUUGACAAUCAGAAAACCAAGAUCAAAAACCUGGAGGAAAAGCUAAGCUAUGACAGCGUUCAAGAUACACUCGAUAAGCCAAUGGAUUCAGACCCUGCAGCUCCUGAUAUGUUUGAAUAUCUGACAGGAAACUCAACUGACCCGGACCUAAAUGACCUCGCCAUGGACUGCAGUGAGCUGUUUAACAAAGGAGAGGCAAACAGUGGAAUCUAUGUCAUCAAGCCAAAUCAAUCUGAGCCAUUCAACGUUUACUGUGAAAUGGGUUCAGAUGGUGGUUCAACUGUCAUCCAGCGCAGGGUCGAUGAUUCAGUGGAUUUUGACCAGACAUGGGACAAGUAUGAGAAAGGCUUUGGAAAUCUGGAAAAGGACUUCUGGUUGGGCUUAAAGAAGAUCCACAGCUUUACACAGCAGGGAGCUUACAUCCUGCGUAUUGAUUUGGAGGACUUUAAGGAGGGGAAGCACUGGGUGGAGUACACCUUCUCACUGGAGGGUCCCUCCAAGGCCUACACCCUUCAUGUCAGCCACUCCUCUGGUGACCUUCCUGAUGCCAUGGCCAACAGCACCGGCAUGAGAUUCUCCACAAAAGACAGAAAUGAUGACAACCACCAAAACUCAAACUGCCCUCGUUACACAGGUGGUUGGUGGUUCAAUGAUUGUGGAGAGAACAGCCUUAAUGGAAGGUAUUUGUGGUUGAGGACAAGAGGACGCUCAAUGAGAAGAAGGGGUAUUCACUGGAGGCCUGGCACAGGACCCUCGUAUUCCCUCAAGACGACCAAGAUCACCAUACGACCAGCCCCUACUGCUGAAAACUUCAACUGAACCCCACAAGUCAUACCUUCUCUUACACACCAGGGCAUUAUUCAAAAACACUGAUAAUAUCCAAUGCUCAGCCUAAAAGUUUCACAGAAGGAGAAAGUAAAGUAACACAGACAAAUUCCUAAGUUCAUCUACACCAUUUAGCUGAUUCCUUCCUAACAGCGUUUUGUCUGAGGCCAGUGCUGUACAACAAGUAACAAGCCAAAAAUGUCACAAAUGCUGAACUGUCGCCAUGAUGCAACAACGCCACGCGGGUCAUUAACCCACUGGGUUAAUGGGUCUGGCAAGGACAGUAGACUUGUCAUUAUGCAACAUCAGUGAUCACUUGCAAAAUGGACAUAUUGAUCCACAUCAGCAACCCAAUUAUGUGAAAGUGUUGCAUGUUCCCAGGGGCUAUGGGCAGAAAUACCAACAGGUUAUUAUAUAAAGCAUGCAAAUUAUAUAAGUCAGGGGUCAAGAGAAACACUGCAUCUCCAACAUCUCAACAAGUGUCAAUAAUGGUAUUUUUUUUCCCAGCGAAGGUCAUUUUUAUCCUGGUAUUUUAUUCUUGUCCAUACCCAGUUUAAUGUAAAUCAGUCUUUAUAGUGUGGACAAUGUCAGCAGUCAAACAUUUGGCAGCACACUGGUGAAGUUUUUCCCUUUGUUUGUUCUAUGUUUUUUUACUCUGUAAAGUAUUUAAACCAUGUUCAUGCUAUUGUAAGAUCUAUGCUUGUAUUGUUAGAAAAAAAAUAAUUUCCAUAUAUUUCUUAUGUUAUUGAGUCAUAUUGACUCUUGUCCAUUAUUACAACAUUACUAACUUUAUUGUAAUGUGCAUAAUACUAACACGUCACCCUGACAAGUAGCUAUGUGCUCUGAUAAAUCAUAUUUAUGAAGACAAAAUAAAAAUCUUG
Molecule: messenger RNA, 2409 nt
Organism: Epinephelus fuscoguttatus (brown-marbled grouper)
Lineage: Eukaryota; Metazoa; Chordata; Actinopteri; Perciformes; Serranidae
Gene: angptl3
Product: angiopoietin-like 3
Exons: 7
Coding region: 107-1522 (471 amino acids)
Biological process (GO): triglyceride homeostasis; phospholipid catabolic process; cholesterol homeostasis
Source: RefSeq, a predicted model, not a curated record